Messenger RNA from Cuscuta europaea, 1042 nucleotides. Lineage: Eukaryota; Viridiplantae; Streptophyta; Magnoliopsida; Solanales; Convolvulaceae. The record is from the annotation of a GenBank genome assembly.
CAGAACACUACCACUUCCAAUUUUCCUACUUUAUACUUACCAUAUAUGCAAAUAAUAAAUCAAAUCAUAUCCCUUCUUCAUUCAUAAUAUCACAUCAGAUAAGACUUCUUUAAUUUUCCGAUCCAUGGAGGAGGGUGAAGAGAGUAACAGAAAAUCACAUAACGUUAACGUUACCCCCACGGCAGCGAAGAAGUCAAAUCUUGGCCGGUCAAGGAAGGGCUGCAUGAGGGGUAAAGGCGGCCCGGAAAACGCUCUGUGCACUUUCCGGGGCGUCAGACAGAGGACCUGGGGGAAAUGGGUAGCCGAGAUUCGCGAGCCGAAUCGCGGGGCCCGAGUUUGGCUCGGGACGUUCAACACGUCCAAAGAGGCGGCCCGGGCCUACGACGAAGCGGCCCGGAAACUCUACGGCCCGACAGCCAAACUCAACCUCCCGGCGGAGAAUUGUGACAUUUCCUUACUGUUAUCCUCAUCCUCCUCCCAGGGAUCGGCCGUCGCCGGAUCCAACAACUCCGAGGACAACUACAUGUCAUCCUCACCAGUAUCCUCGAUGUCGGACGGGUACGCCGAGGAUUGUUCGGUUCUCGAUGAGGCUUCGGUGUUCCGAGACCGGAACGGGAACUAUAUGCUCUGGGAAACUCCGGCGCCGAGCUUGCUAGAUGAUGCCGACAAUGAACAAAACAAAGGGUGGCCGGAGAUAUCUAGCAGGGACGGCGGUUUUGUCCAUUGUGCUGGUGGAAGGGGCAUUAACAGUGUGGAUAUGGGAGGUUUGCAGGUGCCACCAUGGUCGUAUUAAUUGAGUGUGCCAUUAUCUUACGUUACAGUACGUGUGUGUGUAUAUAUAUACUAUAUAUAUAUAUAUCUAAAUGCUUUAAUUUUGAUAAUAAUAAAAUGGACAAAUUAAAAUAAAUGGUGUAAUAUAUUGUAUAUUGAGGAGAUUAUAUAUUAUAUUCCGAAGUCGUUACUGCUUAUAUAUGGUUAUGUAUAUGUAUCAAUUUUAUGUCAAGUUAAUAGGAAGUAUUGUACUAGUAAAAUAAUUUAACCG